GAACAAUGGACAUUUUAAAAUAUCAGUACGUACUUCGGUUUAUAACAAUUGAAAGUUAAAAUUAACAAUAUAACUAGGUUUUACAACGGGAUUAAGAGUUGUUUUGUUCAAUAAAUCAGUAUUCACAUGAUAACAAUUGCAAAAUGAGCUGCCCUCGAUGUGGUUGCGAAUGCGGUUUCCCAACAAUGAGAAAGAGGAAACUUGAUGUAAGGCAACUGCCGGUUACAGGAAAUUGGAAACGUUUAAAGACUGCGUCGACGGAUUCAGCAUUUGAAGAGAUUAAUGAACCCCUGGAUCUGCAAAGAAACUUUAACCAUUAUAUUGAACCAGAUGUUCCAGAUAUUGCUUUCGUACAGACAGCCGCACAUGAUUAUCCAGUGUACGAUUACACUCAGAGGCGCGUACAGACCGCCAUUGGAGAAUUUGUUUCACCAUUGACAUCCUCCAUUUUGAUCGCCUCUGAUAACGAAGAAACUCUUAGAGAUAUUUUGUCCGAAAAGUUAACUGGAGACGUAUUGAGGACAUCAACUGGCAAUAGUCUUCUCGAUAGAUCAGUAGUAUAUAUCGGGGGAGAUGAUGAUUGCUUUGCUUUUCUGCGCAAAACGACACGAGCGAAGAAUUCCAUUUUGUGCAGAAUAACACCCCAACUUCAAUCCAGCAGCGAGAAUGUAGAAUAUAUUCGCACAGAAGAUUGGGGUUUUCAAUGUUUUCCAAAAGAUUUUUCAAACAUAUUUACAAAUAUCGAUCAUGUGCUUGAACACUACGCUUUUGAUGAACUGAAUCGAGCGGCUAGUGCUCUUCGAGCAUCGGGGGAGCUCAAGGACGAAAACAUUGCAAAGAUGCAGAAUCUCUACAAAAAGACGAGCAUACCUAUGCCGGAAUGGUUGAUAAAAUGGAAACAAAAAGAAAACAAAUGGAAAGAGAUAUCCAAUACCGUGCUGUCUUACACAUCAGUGUUUGGAUGUGACACUUCAAAAGAAAAACUGGGUAUCCUCAUGCUAAAAGAAAAUGAAUCAAAACAGCUAGAUGUGAUCCAGCAUUUAAAGUCACUCGGACUAUCGGAAGACAAGUUUUAUAUCCAGGUAAUAGAGAUUCAACCAUUGGCUGGCGGGAAAUUUGAAAGUGGUGAUAAAAUACAGGUACGUGGCUCAAACAAAAGUGGGACUCUGGCAGGAUUUGCACUUUUCCAGAAGAACAAAACAGGGGAGCGUGAAAUGAUGGCCAUAACUGCAAAGCAUGUUGUUGAAACUUUGAACCAAGGAAGAAAAGAAUUACACAUUGACAAUGAAAACCUAGGUGAAGUGAUCGAAACUGAAAGUACAUCUAACGGCCCUUCGUACGAUAUUGCUAUAGCAAAAGUUACCGCACCAAAGCAAAAGUGUAACUCCAAAUUUCGAUUUGAGAACGGAAAGGAUGGUUUUGCUGAUUUAUUCGAGCCUGAACACGAACACCAAGAAAGUUUUAAGGACGAAAGAGUUCAUUUUUGGGGUGCUGAAACCUCUCCUGGUGUCGCUGAGAUUUCAAGUUUGCAGUUAAAGUCUUCCGAUGCGGGGAAAUAUAUUUGCAUCGAAACACACAGAACCGCUAAAGCAUUUGCUAAGCAAGGCGAUAGUGGAGCGAUGGUACUUAUGGAAAGAAGCCCACGUGAAUCAGACCAUAUGUUUGCUAUUGGCUCCCUUGUAGGUGAAGUGCGUGCAGUACCAGUAGGAAAACAAGAAAGCGAAAUCACCAAGAUGCGUACACAAACACAGCCUGAAAAUAUUACAGCAACGACCUCAGAUCAAGGAAACACCGGACGCGCUGCUCUUGAUUCUACUUCGAAUGAGACAACCACACAGACGAAGAGGUACAUUGUCGUUCCUCUGGAAAAGGCAUUUCAGCAACUAUCUAAAAUGCAUGGCGGCAAGCUUUCACUUGCUACGGAAGGGGACGUGGUAUAAGUAAAAGGUUGUGCAAGGACACCGUUUACCGAAGUAUACGUUUUUCUGCACAGGAGCGAUAAAGACGAUGUUUUUCAGUGUGAUGAAAUUUGUUUUUUAAUCUUGUAUUUUUUUUUUAUUAAUGUGUCUUGGAAUUGUAAAUACUUUUAACUAUUAUAUCAUAUGUGUAUCAUUAAAAAAGCGAUGCAUCACUUAAACGUUUUUGCUUUGAUUUGAUUUUUAUGAAGAAUUUGCUAAUUCAUGUUAUCUUUUAAACCUUCUUUGGCGAACACGUGUUGACUGACUGAGUGUUUUGGCUGUGACUUAAUUUUCUUCAAAUAUUUUACGUUUUCAAAUCAUUUGGAAGGAGAUAAUAGCAUAUACAAGUCGCUUUUAUUUUAAUAACGUUUUUCUUUAUUUGUUCCCAGUUUUAGUACAAUAAUGCUUUUUAUUAUGAAACUCUAUGAUCACACAGUUUUAAACCUUUUAUUUUAUAAGGCAGACUGUGUGUGAUGUUUUUGAUUUCUAACGAUGACUGCAUCGUAUCUUUGAAAAGUAAUUGCAUUAGGUGCUCUGAAUAGUUCCCCCCCCCCCCCCCCCCCGUCUGCAGACAGAGUUGGGAUCUCUAAUCAUAGAAGUACUUGGGGUUAACCUUUUCGGUUUUUUUUAUUAUUAUUUGUUUUAUUGAUAAGUUUCCUCAAGUUAAUGCAUACUUUGAUAAGAUUUACCUUUUGCGUUUUAUCUUUAUUAAGGAUUGUUGGGAUAAGUCAAGUCAAGUCAAGUCAACAGUUUAUUGUGUAAUUAAAGGCCACUGGCCCAAAAUACAUAACAUACAAGAAAGGCAUGAGUUGUGUCAGGGUAAUUAAUCGAUACAAGCAAAGUGUAAAUACAAAUCAUGAUUACUUCCCCAUUAACCAGUAAUGUUUAGAAGGAGAUGGUAUACAUAAUAAGCUAGUUUUCGUAAAUCUUCAGAUUGAUUUUUAAUAACCUAUAAAAAUCUUUUAAUUCAGUACCAUUAGAAUACCAAUUAAAUAAAUAUUGCGUUCGUAUAUCAUUGUAUUUACAACAUAUAAAGAAUGCAUGGUAUUCACAGUCUAAAACAAAAAUGUUAAUACUAUCUAGACAAAACCGACAAACGCGUUCUUCUUUUGGGAUAUUAUUAUGCCUACCAUUUUCAAUUAACAAUUUAUGAUUUGAACAUCUAAACUUGCUAAAAGCUAUUUUGUGUUUGUAAGGUAUGUCUAAAGAUAAAUAAAGAUCCACAUUAAGCAAAGUUUAGUAUUCUAUAUAAUGAAAACACCGACUGGAACUGUUAAUAGAAUCUUGCCAGUUUUGGCGUUUGCCCAUUGCCACUAAAACGGGUUUAUGUUUAAACUUUUUGCUACUGAGCAUGUUUCUGUAGCUUUUAGCAUAAAUAUUUGUGGUCUGCGCGUUCAUCAGAUACAAUUUCGAGAGGUAUUGAACAAUCCCCAAUUAAAAGUUUUGCUCUAAUGUAUACCCCCAGAGCGGAAAGUUCAAAUUCAGUGCUUCUUUGUCCGUUUAUUCCUUAUUGAAUUGAAACAACAUCUUCUUUCUGGACAAAUUAUUUGAAACAUUUUUCUUUUUGAAACCAUAGAACCUACACACUUGGUAUAAUGAAUUUGAUUUAACUUUUAUGAUUCUAAACUGUUAACUUUUUUUUUCUUUGCAUACAUGUGUACAACUCCUUACAUGGAAACUUGUUUUGGGUCAAUGUUUUUUGUCGUUAUCAAGAAAAAAACAUUAGGAUCAGUGUUUUUCUUUAAAAUAAGGUUCUCUAGAAAUCUCGGAAUAGUUAUAAGGUAGUUUAGUAUUACAUAUUCGACCUUACAUGUGUGAAUAAUAGCGUUAAUAGGUACUCUUGUUCUAUCCAAAAAUGAUUUAUUCCCUUGUCUUAUAACGCAAUAAAUAUGCAAUACAAUAUAAGAAUAAAUUGAAUACUGUUUAAAAGGAGGAACAGUUACAAAAACAGGGCAGUGAAUAAUUUUUUAAAAGAGAAGAAGUAAAAGAUUGAAGUAGAAAAAUGUUGUGAUAUGGAAUUUGCAAAGCUUAUAUUAUGCAAUCUAACAUUAAUUAUAAUGAUUGGUUCUGUGUUUUUCUUUGACUUUCCAUAAUCAAUCUAUAGUUAUUAUUUUGAAUGUUUCGUUACUAGAAUAUUUUGUGCAUCAGUUUCGAUUUGCAAUGUAAAUAAUAUAAUUUGUACAAUUUUCUUUUUGCUUGUUUUGUGUUUCCAAAAUGGGUGUAAAUUUGGACAUAAACAAGCAUGUAAAGUGAUACACCUGUUUUUUUGUUCAGUUUUUGCUUUGCUCAAUAUUUGCAGAGUUAUGACACUUGACUUUGCGAAAAUAAAGCAUAUAG
Mya arenaria is the source of this 4295-nucleotide messenger RNA. RefSeq lists its product as uncharacterized. The record is from RefSeq and is a predicted model, not a curated record. Lineage: Eukaryota; Metazoa; Mollusca; Bivalvia; Myida; Myidae. Bases 144 to 1940 code for a protein of 598 amino acids. The transcript is spliced from 7 exons.